Messenger RNA from Ornithorhynchus anatinus (platypus), 1525 nucleotides. It is a transcript of the gene RND2, whose product is annotated as Rho family GTPase 2. NCBI's taxonomy places the organism in Eukaryota, Metazoa, Chordata, Mammalia, Monotremata, Ornithorhynchidae. Gene Ontology annotation, molecular function: GTP binding; GTPase activity. Gene Ontology annotation, biological process: small GTPase-mediated signal transduction. The record is from RefSeq and is a predicted model, not a curated record. The transcript has 5 exons. The coding region runs from base 174 to 863 and encodes 229 amino acids.
UCGGGCGGGGGCGGAGGAGGGGCGGAGGGGGGCCGGGAGAUGCCGGUGUCGGUGUCGGCGUCCCAGCCGUCGUUGGCAGCGAUUGCGGCAGCGGCUGCGGGAGCGGCGGAGGAGGCGGGCCGGGCGGCGGGCUCGGGGGCCGGGGGCUCGGGGGCCGGCGCCUAGCCGGAGCCAUGGAAGGGCAGAGCGGCCGCUGCAAGAUCGUGGUGGUCGGGGACGCCGAGUGCGGCAAGACGGCGCUGCUGCAGGUCUUCGCCAAGGACGCCUUCCCGGGGAACUACGUCCCCACAGUCUUCGAGAACUACACCGCCAGCUUCGAGAUCGACAAGCGGCGCAUCGAGCUCAACAUGUGGGACACCUCGGGCUCGUCCUACUACGAUAACGUCCGGCCGCUGGCCUACCCCGACUCGGACGCCGUUCUCAUCUGCUUUGACAUCAGCCGCCCGGAGACGCUGGACAGUGUCCUCAAAAAGUGGCAGGGAGAAACCCAGGAGUUUUGUCCCAGUGCCAAGGUGGUCCUGGUCGGCUGCAAGCUGGACAUGAGGACAGACCUGGCCACCCUGCGGGAGCUGUCCAAACACCGGCUCAUCCCCGUCACACACGAGCAGGGCAGCGCUCUGGCGCGGGAGGCGGGGGCGGUGGCCUACGUGGAGUGCUCGUCGAAGGCGUCGGAGCGCAGCGUGCGGGACGUGUUCCACGUGGCCACCCUGGCCUCGCUCGGCCGCACGCACAAGCAGCUGAAGCGCAGUGAUUCGCGCCGGGGACUGAAGCGGACGUCCCAGCUGCCCUUGGCCGUCCGGACGGACUUAGACGGGGAGGCCGAGGGGCGCAAGGACCGAGCCAAGAGCUGCUCUGUCAUGUGAGAGGAUUCCCGCCCUCCUCCUCCUCCUCCUCCUCCUUCUCCUCCUUCUCCUCUUCCUCCUCCUUCGCUCCUCAGCCUCCCCGCAGUGACUCUCCACCCCGGGCUGGGGCCCAUCCACCUUAGUCCAUCCGGCCUGCGAUCCCCAAGCUUCCACCACUCCCACUGAAGCUCCAGACCCUCCCUGCCGACCGUCCCCGGCCCGGCAGCCCCUGCCCGGCACCCCCCGCCCGACCCGGCCCCGCAAUUUGGGAUGGGGCCCGGUCGGGAUGGCGUGGAGAGCAGAGAAAGCCCAGGACACAGGAGUCUCUGGGGGCACACCCGCACAGAUGCGCACACAGACAUACGCACCCUCUCCCCCCUGGUCCCCGUCCCACACCCAUCUCCCUCUUCUCAGGGGGCCCCUGCCCUUGAGUAAAGGUCAGGGAUCAGCCACUUCCCACCCAGCUGCAUGUCCCGACGGCAAAGCACCCAGGCGCCCCCCCAGUUCCCGCUGCCCCCCGACCCCGCCCUCUCCACCUCCGCCCCCUCUUCCCCAAUCCUUGCCGGCGUGUCGCUCUCGCCGUCAGUGUGCUGGCCCCCUCCCUGCACCCGUGGCCCUACUGGUGGUGGGGGUGGUGGCGGCGGGGUGGCCGGUGACCCAAUAAACCUGUGGACUAAGUUGCC